AUGCCCACUGCCACUCGAGGCCGAACAGCCACGGCAGCUCCGAACACUCCCGUCGUGCCUGACAGACCCCUUCGGGAUUAUCGACUGGCUUUCAGCGGCAAGUUUCCUGGAUAUUCCCACAAGAAGCUUCACAGCCUUGUCACGCCCCUGGGUGCAGCCGUCACGACUGCCGUAAGUGGGCAGAACACUCACCUCAUCUGCGAUGAGAAGGAUUACCAGAAAAAUGCUCCCAAGGUCGCAGACGCAAAAGCCGCCGGCGUUGCCAUGGUCAGGCUUGAUUGGCUAGAAGAAGUAAUCAGGUUAAAGGCAAAAGUAGACCCAAAAGACUAUCUGUGGCUGACGGGAAAGGAGGAGGAGGAGGAGGAGGAGGAGGAGGAUGGUCAAGAAGCGACCCCAGCCGUCGGUGGGGACGGCAGAACAAAACCCAGCGUCGAGCGCGAAAAGAGACCAAUCGCUGCUGCAAAUUCCAACACCGGCAAUGGAGCUGAAGGCGAGGCUCACGAUUUUGAGCCAAAGCCAAAAAGACACAAAGGGAAAGGGAAAGCGGCCAAGAUGGAGGAGGAGCAAGCAGACCAAGACGGCAAGAAUGUUGCCGAGCCAGUGACCAUGGAAAAGAAACUACCAAUUCUCGGCAACGGCCAAUGCCUAAGGAGAAAGAACAUUCUCAUCCCCGUCGAUACGCAUUGUCCCUUGUACAACUACUCAGUCUAUGUUGAGUCAAUGAGUGGAAUGAUCUACGAUGCUGCUCUGAACCAAUCAAACACCUCAAACAAUCACAACAAGUUUUACCGUUUGCAGAUCUUGACCAACGGCUCUACCUGCAAAACUUGGACUCGAUGGGGCCGCGUCGGUGAAAUGGGACAGCAUGCCAUUCUCGGCGACGGCUCUCUCGACGACGCCAAAAGACACUUUGAAAAGAAGUUCAAGGACAAGUCUGGACUGGCCUGGAGAGAGAGAAACAACAACCCCAAGCCAAAUAAAUACGCCUUUGUGGAACGUAGCUAUGAUGACGACUCUGAUGACGACCAAGGCGGCGACGCCGACGGUGCCAAAGAAAAAGACCAAGAAGGAUAUAAGCCCCCAGAAUGCACCCUUUCGGAACCAGUACGCCAAAUCAUGGAACUUAUCUUCAAUCAAAACUACUUCUACGCCACCAUGACCUCGCUCAACUACGAUGCCGACAAGUUGCCCUUGGGCAAGCUCAGCAAGACCACCAUUCUGCGCGGGUUCCAGCAGCUCAAGGACUUGGCAGCUUUGAUGGACGAUCUGUCCCUAGCAUCGAGCCGGUGGAACAUGAUGCCGAGAGACGCCAUGGAGAAUCUAUCCAACACUUACUAUUCGCUCAUUCCACACGCCUUCGGCCGCAACCGUCCGCCAGUAAUCAGUGACGAAGUCCGUCUUCGGAAAGAAAUUGAGCUGCUGGAGAGCUUAUCUGACAUGAAGGAUGCUUCAAACAUCAUGAAGAUUGAUCGAUCAAAAGCAAGUACGGUCCAUCCAAUGGACAGCCACUAUCUCGGGCUGGGCAUGGACGAAAUGACACCUCUGCAACACGACAGUAAUGAAUUUGGCCUCCUCGCAGCUUACCUGAACGGAUCAAGAGCGUCCGCUCAUGGGAUCAACUACAAGGUACACAACAUCUUCCGCAUCCAGCGCUCCGGUGAGCAAGAGCGCUUCAACGGUUCGCCGUUCGCAAGGAUUCCUUCCGACAGACGCCUACUGUGGCACGGAUCUCGAUGUACCAACUUUGGCGGUAUUCUCAGCCAGGGCCUUCGGAUUGCUCCCCCAGAAGCGCCGGUUUCGGGAUACAUGUUUGGAAAGGGUAUCUAUCUGGCAGAUAUGUCGACCAAGUCUGCCAACUACUGCCGCUCAAACGUCUCCAACCGCCAAGCACUCCUCCUUCUUUGCGAAGCCGAGCUGGGUGAUCCUCUGCAAAAAUUAACAAAUGCCUCGUCCAGUGCUGGCGAAGAAGCGAAAAGCAAGGGCAUGUAUAGUACAUGGGGUAUGGGCAGUACAGGACCAUGCAAGUGGGCGGAAGCCAGCAAAGUGCAUGAAAGUUUGAAGGGCGUCAAGAUGCCCGACCCCGAAGCCGCACCCGGCCCAACGAAUGUCGAGGGUUCGUGUCUAGCUUACAAUGAGUACAUUUGCUACGACGUCGCUCAGGUCAAGCUACGAUAUCUCUUCCACGUCACAAUCUGA
Molecule: messenger RNA, 2196 nt
Organism: Ustilaginoidea virens
Lineage: Eukaryota; Fungi; Ascomycota; Sordariomycetes; Hypocreales; Clavicipitaceae
Exons: 3
Coding region: 1-2196 (731 amino acids)
Molecular function (GO): NAD+ poly-ADP-ribosyltransferase activity
Source: RefSeq, a predicted model, not a curated record